Molecule: messenger RNA, 5608 nt
Organism: Microplitis mediator
Lineage: Eukaryota; Metazoa; Arthropoda; Insecta; Hymenoptera; Braconidae
Gene: pbl
Product: protein ECT2
Exons: 16
Coding region: 642-4328 (1228 amino acids)
Biological process (GO): regulation of cytokinesis, actomyosin contractile ring assembly; mitotic cytokinesis; activation of GTPase activity
Cellular component (GO): cell cortex; nucleus
Molecular function (GO): guanyl-nucleotide exchange factor activity; GTPase activator activity
Source: RefSeq, a predicted model, not a curated record
AAAAAAAAAAUGUCUAUUGUUGGUUGCGCGUAUCAAGAUCAAGAGUGAGUGUACUCAACUCUAUUUACAUCUUCGUUACACAUUAAUUACAUUUUUAAAAAAUAACUGCAAGAGCGGGAGGGGGGAGAAGAAUUGAGUUUUUUAAAAUUUUUUGUAGUGGCAAGACAAGUUUGUGAGAAAGUUUUUUUACGUGAGUACUCAGUACUUAUUUAGUGUCUCACUCCCUCAUUUGUUAACCAAAUCUCUGUACACUUUCAGUUACAAAUAUAUACCUAUAUAUAUUUGUACUUACAUAUAUACACGGAGUUUAUUAUAUUAACUAUAUCUGUAUAGUUGUCAGUUCAUGUGUACAAAGUAACGUCAGUGCAACAAGGCGGGAGUAUAAUAUAAUAUAAUAUAUUUAUUAUUAUGAGUGAUAGUGGAUUUAUAAAUAUAUAACUAUGAUGGAUUUUAAAUGAUAAAUAUAUAAGUGAAUUAUAUUGUGGAAUUGUAAUAAAAUAACAAGAGCUCGAGUUUGUAGCAGGUAUAUAUUUGUUGAUCGUUAUCGCGAAAUAAUUUCGCGAGGUAAAACUCAAGCUAACGGACAACAACGGCGACGACGACGACGACGGGCGUCCUGAUGUUGUAACGAAACGGUCAAAAUGGAAGAACGCAGCGUUCAUAGCAGUAUCAGUGAUAUAAAUAGUGAGGAGCCAGCGAAGACUGAACCAAUAAAUUUACCGAGAAAAAAGAGAAUAUGUUUGGUGGGAUUGGCCAGCAAUGAUCCAGCACUUGGAACUGCUGCUCAGCAGUUCGGUGUUCCUGUUCUCAAAUCAGAGACGGGAGCUGAAUAUAUCGACGAUACAACUUAUUGUACGUACUUUAUACUCAAGCAUUUCGAAGGAUCUGAGUAUGAAAUAUUACACAAAAGUCCUCACAGAAUACUGGGGCCCACGGCUCUUCUUCAACUGGCGGACAAGAAAGAAUCUUUACCGAGUAUCAAUAGACCCAUGUUCACAAGAUCAAUGCUAGGAACUGUCGUGGUGUUCACAGGUUUCAGAAAGAAAGAUGAAUUGACAAGGCUCAUCAAUAUGAUUCACAGUAUGGGUGGUAGUAUUAGAAAAGAAAUGGGUGCUAAAGUGACUCAUCUAAUAGCUAAUUGCUGUGGCGGUGAUAAAUAUAGAUAUGCUGUGACAUUCAGGGUGCCGAUAAUGUCAAUGAAUUGGGUUGUUGCACUCUGGGACGCUAAGAAUGACGCAACAAGUUAUGGAAAUAACGAAGAUGUGAUAAAUCACUUCAAACUUAAACCUUUCUUUGGUGCCCGCGUGUGUUUCUUUGGAUUCCCGGAAGAUGAAAAGAGACAUAUGUGCGAAGUGUUACAGCAACAAGGUGGCGAGCCAACGGAAAUCGACGAUCCUGAAUGCAGUCAUGUCAUCAUCGAUUUAAACAGCCAGUACUUCAUCACCGAGUCACAACAAAAUAUUAAAAAUAAAUUAAAUUUACACCAUCCUAGUAAUUUAUCACCUAUCACUCCAUCUCAUAAUAAAACAUUCGCUUAUUACGAUUCAGAAACCCUGGGAAUGCAUUCCGUUGGUCCUAAUGACGAUGAUUGUGAGUCUGUUGACAGUAGAAUCAAUAGCAUAAGUUCAUUGAUGACACUAGACUCUGUUAACUUUGAUAGACAUUCAGUUGCUGUCAAUAAUAACAAUAAUAUUUAUGAUAACAACAGUCAAGACUCAGCAAUUUUCAUGGACUUCAAUUCGCGGUCUGAAUCUCCCGGUCUCUCUGACGAAUCUGAAUUUCAGAAUGAAUUUACCGAUACUUCCUCCCCGUCAAAAACUCCCUCGUCUUCUUGCAAACUAAAAAAUUCCCCGCCAAUAAAAGAGCGCCAGCCAAGAGCUUCAAAUAUCAGCGUUUCUAUGUCACUACGACGUUAUAUGAAAUGGAAAAAAUCUAAAUCAUGUUACUCGCUCCCCAAAAUGACAUUGAAUCAACCGCGAUUCGUUAAAACCCAAUCAUACUCCGCUUUACUUAAAGAUAAUCCCGAAGAAUUUUUAACAGUCGAUUCAAAGGCUAAAAUAUCCCGGGCACCUCGGCGGUCCCCAUCACAAACUCAUUACAGUCCGCGUAGAAAUUCAUUGGUAGCAUCAUUAUACGACAUGACAUUUACCCCAUCAUUUAAACACACAAUUAAAAUAAACGAUAACAGUAACAACGAUGACGUAUUCGAGGAUAACGACAUUAAACAUAAACGUUCAUUAUCAUGUGGGUUGCUUUCUAUCCAAACUAAAAGAACUAAAUUGUCAUCUGCUUCAAAUUUACUCGAGUACACUGAGGGUUUUAGUACAAUUGAUAAGAUAACGGACUCUAAUACUGAUUCAUUGAGAGAUAAAUACACCAGGCAGAAGGAUCGACCAUUUAGGAUGGUCGUUGACGAAUCAAAUGUCAAUACACUACCCGACCUGGCCUCAGUACGAGCUUACAUUGUAAAGGCCGAGUGGUUUUGGACAUCGGUACAAAAUGAAGGCGCUGCUGAUGAAAAGGAAUAUCUAUUUGAAGAUUAUCUGGAGUCGAUGUUAUCACCAAGUGCAUCAGUACGUAAAGAUAGUCAGCAAGCUGCAACACCAACAACAGCAUCAACAAGACGAAAACGUAAACGUCUUGCUGAGACAUUGUCAAGCCUCGUGCAAAAUGGUGCCGAUUCACCGGCUGUACAUAAAAGAAGAUCCAGCAUCAGCGAUGCAGGCCAUCUGAGUGUUAGUGGGAGCUUCUUAGAUUGCACUGCGAGUCCUGACAAGCAGAUGCUAGAUGAUAUUCCAGAAGUAGAAGCUGUAAGUACAGAGACCGCUCGUAAAAAUUUAUCGCCACGUCAUCAAGUGUUUUUGGAAUUGGUGCAGACAGAAUCUAAUUACGUUGGAAUCCUCAGCACAAUUAUGACCUUAUUUAAGUCGCCUUUGGAGGAUUACAUCGAAACGAGCAACGAACUACUGAACAGCACAGAGGCUAAAAUAAUAUUCGGCAAUUUCCCGCCAAUAUAUGAAGUCCACAAAAAAAUGUUAGAAGAGUUGCGAUAUAGCGCAGCGCACUGGACUGAAGACAUAAGCAUAGGAAAUAUAUUUUUAAAAUACGCGCCAGAUUUAAUGAAAGCGUACCCGCCUUAUGUUAAUUUUUUUGAAAAUACUAAAGAAAUGUUGGAGCAGUGCGAUCAAAAUAAACCGCGUUUCCAUGCAUUCUUGAAGAUAUGUCAGACAAAACCCGAGUGCGGCAGACAAAGUUUGAAAGAGUUGAUGAUAAAACCUGUGCAACGAUUACCCAGUAUUAGUUUAUUAUUAACGGAUAUUCUUAAGCACACGAAUAAAAAUAAUACGGAUCACAGUGCUUUGGAAUUGUCAAUCAGUAGUAUUAAAGAAGUAAUGACGUAUAUUAAUGAGGAUAAGAGAAAAACGGAAGGCCAGCUAGCAAUGUUCGAUAUAUUCAAUGAGAUAGACAACUGUCCGCCUCAUCUAGUCUCAUCACACCGUUCGUUUAUCGGUAAAUGUGAAGUUAUGGAACUGAGUGAAGGUUUGAGUGGUCGUGGUGAUCAUUUAGUUUUAUUUUUAUUCACUGAUACUCUUGAGAUAUGUAAGAAACGUUCUAAGGCUUUCAAUUCGCUCAAGAGUCCUAAUACGGUCAAUGGAUUACAUACCGUCAAACUUAAUCAGGGAAAACCGUACAAACAUAUUAAGUUACUGUCGUUAAGUACAAUUAAAAAAGUUGUAGACAUUCGGGAAACUGAUGAAUGUCAAAAUGUAUUCGCCUUAAUGGUCAGAAAUAAUCAAGAAUUAAAAGAAAAAUUAUAUUCAUUCACAAUAACCGAUGAGGAAGUUAACAAAUGUAAUUAUUUACGGACUCUCUGCAGACAGAUGGCCAAUACAGUUUGCAAAGCCGAUGCCGAUACUUUCCUUAUAAGUCUCGAUUCACAUCAACUUGAAAUCGAUACCAGUGACGUCGCGCUGGGGACAUUAAGUAAAGCAUUUAAGAGCCUAUUUCAUAAUUUUUACCUGGAGUAUAUGGAUCCGUAUGUGUUCCUACUCAAUAGCAUGUGUGAGACUACGUUACAUGUCCCAAUACCGUUCGCAUCACGUACCAGGAUGAAAGUUGGCAGAGCAUUCAGCUUCAAUAAAACGCCGAGUAAAUUAAAAAGAGCCAUGUCCACGAUGAUGUCACCGUUCGGAUCGACGAACAGCCUCACCCCCGCAAGCCAGCAACUUGCCCAAAUGCGCUUGGCAAGUUGUAAUAACAUCAACUAUCAGGAAAAAUAUCGUCAUGUUGCAAGAACUGGGCAAUGGUGGUACAGAUUCGCCGUCUAGAGAUGAAGUUCUCGUCGCGCCGAUGUCGGUUCAACCGACCAGGAAGGCUAAGUGCAGCUCCUUAAGUAUGGCUUCAUUAAGAAGGUUGUAAUUGUUUAUAUAAAUUUUAUUAAAAUAUAUCGAGAGUUAAUUAUCAUCCUCUCGCUUAAAUAACACCUGCGCUUUAAAUAUAAUUACUAUUAUAAUAAUAAGCGUUUUAUUUUUUAAUGCUAUCGUUAUACGUACAUAUAAUUUAUAUAACUAAUAAUUGUUUAGUAUUUUUUUUUACAUAAUUUAUUAUCGACUGCUUUUUAUGUUUAUUAUAAAUAAUUGGUUAUAAAUAUAGCACUGGUUUGUGUGUUUAGUGUUGUCCUGAUUAAUGACGUUCAUAAUUACAAUAAUAUAAGUGCCUUAUAUUUGUAUAUUUAUAUAAAAAAAAAAAAAAAAAAACUGAAUAGUAUUAGAAAUAAUUAAAGACAGACUGCGUAACUAUCGUGCAAGUUAAUUAACAAAUUCAUCAUACAGGUCUUUGCUUCCAAAACUGCUUGAUAAUUGACUGCUUAAACUCGUAAUUGGCUAAUUACUCGCCAUAAUUCACAUGCUCAAACGUUAAUUAAUAAUUAACUGUUAGAUGGUAACUUUUCUUUUUCUUGUUAUUUAAUUUUUAUUCUGUAUCUUCAGAAACUGUUCCGAGGAAACGAUUCAGGAAAAAACAAACGUUUGAAAGUAUACGACUAUAAUAAUAUACCAUCGGGAAUUUUACUGCAAGAUUGUUAAAUCAACAAUAUAAUUAUUAUAAUAAUAAUAAUAUAAGUAAUUAAAUAUAAAUUAUUAUAUAAUAUUAUUUAUAGUAAAAAGAAAAUAUGAAAUUUAUUUAACAAUCGCAUUUUAAUGAUAGCUCUAAAUUUAUUUAAAAAAUAUAUUAAAAAAAAAUUAUGUGCCAUUAAAAUAACAACAGCACAAUUUGCCAUGUAAAUUAAAUUUAAAAAAAAAAUUUAUUAAAAAAAAAUUUAAUGAUAAAUUUUUAAUUAAUAAAAAAUAAUAGAAUUUUUAUUGGCCAAAAUUUUGAUAUUUAUAUAAAUAAUUGUAUUAAAAUAAAGUAAUGACUAGGGCCAGGAUUUUUGCGUUAACUAAAAAUAAUUAGUAAUUAGUGGUGUGAAAUUUUUGAAUCACGGUAAAAAUAUUGGUCUUAUUAAAAAAUUUUUCAAACAAAAGUUGUAGGAAAUUUAAUUUCAUAAAAAAAAUGUCUCUUAUAUUUUUUUUUAGGAUUAAUAAGAAAGCCGUAGUUUCAAAAUUAAGAU